Molecule: messenger RNA, 3347 nt
Organism: Halteromyces radiatus
Lineage: Eukaryota; Fungi; Mucoromycota; Mucoromycetes; Mucorales; Cunninghamellaceae
Product: CST, telomere maintenance, complex subunit CTC1-domain-containing protein
Exons: 1
Coding region: 41-3241 (1066 amino acids)
Biological process (GO): positive regulation of DNA replication; telomere maintenance via telomere lengthening
Cellular component (GO): CST complex
Molecular function (GO): single-stranded DNA binding; telomeric repeat DNA binding
Source: RefSeq, a predicted model, not a curated record
GUUAUCGAAUUGUAGUAGCAGUACCAGUGGGAUCAUACCUAUGGAUGUCGACACAACAACAACAACAACAACGACGACGACGCAUCUGACAACACUCUCGACAAUGGAUACCGCCUCAAGCAAUUUGAUUGAUUAUAUUGGCAUUGUGACUCGCGUGAUUGAUCAUUUUUUUGGUAUCUAUGAACUCAACAAUCAAGUUAUUUUAUGUCUUUUCCAUCAUAUUGGCGUCACUGAAACUUGUCCUUACCUUGUGGGAACGAGAUUGGUGAUCUCUCAUGUUCAUCGGCUGGCUAUUGUAUCGAAUGUAGACAAAUCAUUAUUAUUAGACAUGCAAUGGAAGAUACCCAAGGUAGACCUUGAUGAUGAAAACAACAAAGAUGGAUCCACUCGAUUGUCUGCUCGGUGUGUAUUGGUGGCCUGUAUGCGAAGUGAUGUGCGAAUAGACCGUUUUAUUGACGACGACAGCAACAAUAUUGUACAUCUGGAUCACUACAUUGAUACUACUAUGGAUGAUGAAAGCAAAGAUACGACAUUAUCUGAUAAUCCUGAUGAACUAUCUGCAUCUUCUUUGUUUGGCGCGACUCUUAGACGAAUGAUUUAUGCUCAUUGUAUUGGACGACAUCUCAACUUUCCGGCAAUGAUUCGACAGUUGGAACUAUUUGCAUCAAUCCAAAUCAAAUUCGCUAAUUUACUCAACCUCAAGAAUCAAAGUGGCUCAGAUGACGAUGGUGUAUCUCUUCAAAUGUGGGUAGGCAAGCAACUGAUCGAAACAGUAUUCUCUACGACAGGCAAUCGAAGUACGCAUCAACAAGGUGAUUUGUAUGGUGACUUUUUUCAACAUGGACAAUCAUGCCUUGCGGUUGAUGAAGUGACAAAUGGAUCAUCCAAAGUGGUUCUAGAUGAAUGCCCUUCAUUACAACAAUUGGUAUCAACAAUACUUGACAACGAUAUCGACGACAUGGGUUACAAACUGAACAUUUCUCCACUUAUCGAAGUGCCUCCGUCCUUCAUUACUUCUCAUCCUGGCGUCACUAGAUAUUAUUACGAUGCAAAGACAAAGGACAUUGCUUGGGUGAUUGGUGUAGUGGAUUGUUUACCUGAUGGCGAACUAUAUUUUAUGGACGAUACGUACAAGAUAAAACUUCUAUUGACUGGUACUGGACGACAUGAUCAAGCGUCAACAAGGUUAUCAACAAUGUCAAAUGUGAUUUUGGGGAAUAUAUAUUUGAUCAAAAGGUUUCAAUUGGUGGUGGAAAGGAUCUCAUUUACUGGCAUGUCAACAACAUUGGAACACAAGUAUAUGAUGUGCAACUAUCAAGAUAUGAAACAGAUCGCCGCUAUUCCUCACUCUCUACCUGUUUCAGUUAUCAAUAACACAAGAUUAUGUUUAUCACAGCCGAUCAAUGACAAGGACAAGAUACGACUAGCAUCUUUCUUUGUGGAAAAAGGUGGUGGUAUUCUGGAACUUGGGAUUACUAUACACUAUGUUAUGGAGAUGCAACCAACAACAAUGAAGAUAUGGCCAGAUGGAACAAUAGGACUUGAAAGGUGGAUACGUACAAUACAGUUUGAAUUAAAGCAAGAUGCAUAUGGGCAACAAGGCAAUGACAAACCGCUGGUGACUACACUGGUGUUUACUUCUCGAUUGGAUAGUCUCUCUUAUGUUAGUCAGUUGGAAAUUGGAUCGCUAUUUGGUUUGACGACGAUGGAGGUGAUAUCCCCGUCUACUGUAUCUAACGACAUGACAGCAACAGAAGUGGAAUCAACAGAAGCAAAAGAGCCAACAUACUUUGUGGAUAGUGCCGUACAUCGUUUUUAUCCUAUCGACUUUUUAUACCAUCAGCAACAACAGCGACAACAACGACAACAACAGCAAAAGCAGUAUUAUCAACAGCACAUCUUACAUAUUCGGCCAGUAUUAAUUGACUCGGAAAUGACAAAUGAUCAUGUUGGCAACGCCUCGAAUGGCAGUAUUUGGAAAAAAGCAUUGAUUCCCAUUCUUGAUAUUGCUGAUGCCAUUCGCCCCAUGGAAACCUCUGAUGAACAACAACAACAGGAAGAAGAGGACGAUAUAUCAAAAGACACUCGAACAGCAAAAAAAUACGAUGGAUCAGGCAACAUUCAUGGCAUUGUUUUAUUCAAAGGAUUCCUUACUGAUGAUACAUCGAUCUCUAGUGAUGCAAGCAAUGAUAGACUUGGUGAAGAUAGUAUGGACAUUCAACUGGCUGAACGUCUUGGCAUUGGAUUAGGUAGAAGGGGAUUGAAAUACUUUUUACGACUUCGACAAGUGGAUGGACUGGAAACAACGGAUGUUUAUAUUGGUGGCAAAGGUAUUCAUCAAGUUCAAUAUACGAUUGGUGUGAUUCCUGGAAAUUUGGUGACAUUAUACAAUGUGGAUCGACGACAAGCCAUAUCGAGUGGCAAAGUAUAUUAUGCUGGAACUCGACGCACAUAUAUUCAAGCUCACGCUCAAAUUGAUCCGAUUCGAUACAAGGAGUUGUUUGCAAUUACAAAUACAAUGGGUUAUCCUACACGAUCUUUAUGUAAGCUAUUACCUUGUGACAACAAAAAGAAUGAUAUUGGUGCUGAUGAAGGUCAAGUCAACGGUAUAUUCAAGGCAGUGGUGACUAUCCGACGUAUUCUCAAGGUUCAACUACAAUGGGUGUGUACUGAAUGCAAUUCUGCUGUCUCGCAAGAAAAAUGUUCAAAGGGAUGCAACAACAACUCAAGAUAUUUGUUCAAGGCGGAAGCAAAAGUAGAAGUCAGUGAUGGGACGGCGGAUGCAACGGCAAUGAUUGAUGGUGAAGCAUUAGUGUUUCGGUUAUUGAUGCUCCUUCCUUCACAACAAGAAGCUCUGAAGAAAGCAGCGAUGAAUCAUGGGACACUCUCCUCUGGAUUAUGGAUACAUGGCUUUAAAACUGGGAAACAACCAUUGGACAUUACUUCCAUUGCUUUGAAGAAUGGUAUGACUUUGGACGAUAUUUGUACACGGGCACGACGGUAUGGAAGGUACUGUUUAUAUGGCAGGCAAUACUAUCAUCCAAAAUAUAGGACAACAACAACAGAUGAUGAUAUGGCAUCCUCCAGUUUAAAAGCAUUACAGUUACGUAUGAUCACUCUCAGUCAUCAAGAUGAAUCUGUCACCUUGGCAUUUCCUUACACUAGAAUCAAAGUGGAAGCAAUCGAACACGUGGCAACAGAACAACAUGCUUGGCAUCUUCUUGAUCAAUUAUUAUCCUAAUCUUUUUUUUUUUUUGAUUAUCUUCUUUAGUUUCUAGAUUUCACCCUAGUUAGCGGAAUACUUCUAUUUUUAUUUUAUCAUUUCUCCGCCUUUUUUUUUUUUUUUU